AUGGCGAUUUUGAGGCCCCCCAUGAGAGAUGUUAAGGACGGUGCGGUGACGGCGCUGACAAAGACCAGUGUCAGGGUCGGGAUCCGUGAAAAGAGCGGCGGGCUCGAUGUCGGGCGCUUUCUUGCGCCAGGGUCGUUGUACUCCCUCGUCAACACCCAGACAUACUUCUGCUGUGUCCGCGUCGGCCCCACAAGGCCGACGAGCGCACUGACAGGUCAUAUUGAUGAAUCUCCGCGGCGCGCGGUUUCUGGCCAUGCCGCCUGCGCACCGGCAUGCUGCAAUGCUGCCGUGCGCUAUCUUCCUGCAGAGCCGGACCUCCGCGGGGAGG
Prorocentrum cordatum is the source of this 328-nucleotide messenger RNA. The record is from the annotation of a GenBank genome assembly. Lineage: Eukaryota; Dinophyceae; Prorocentrales; Prorocentraceae.